Messenger RNA from Melanotaenia boesemani (Boeseman's rainbowfish), 1862 nucleotides. It is a transcript of the gene yipf4, whose product is annotated as Yip1 domain family, member 4. The transcript has 6 exons. Bases 179 to 892 code for a protein of 237 amino acids. The record is from RefSeq and is a predicted model, not a curated record. Gene Ontology annotation, cellular component: trans-Golgi network; membrane. Lineage: Eukaryota; Metazoa; Chordata; Actinopteri; Atheriniformes; Melanotaeniidae. Gene Ontology annotation, biological process: endoplasmic reticulum to Golgi vesicle-mediated transport; vesicle fusion with Golgi apparatus.
CUUCCGCUCUUGUCUCCACCGCAGCGGUGACGGAACGAAAACAAAAAUGCGAUAGUUAAACUUCCCAGAGGAGCUGGGGGCCAAUGACAACCUCAUUACCGUGCCCUGGUACACUUUCUGGCAGUUCAUAUAAAUGUCAUUCCUCUGGACGUGAGGCGCGUGAUUGAAAAAGGCAACUAUGCAGUUAUCUCCGACCAACGGAGAUUUUACCUUCGUCUCCUCCUCAGAAGCUGAAGAGCUCAGCGGCACCAUCAGCACCCCAGAUGUUAAACUGAACAUGGGCAGUGACGGUGGCAGAGACCCCUACGCCACCACCUUCCUGAGGCAACGAGGUUACGGCUGGCUGCUGGAGGUGGAGGAGGACGACAACGAAGAGACCAAACCUCUUCUGGAGGAGCUGGACAUUGACCUGAAGGACAUCUAUUACAAGAUUCGGUGUGUCCUGAUGCCCAUGCCGUCCCUGGGUUACAACCGGCAGGUAGUCCGAGACAACCCGGACUUCUGGGGCCCUCUGGCAGUUGUGCUCCUCUUUUCCAUGAUCUCAAUCUAUGGCCAGUUCAGGGUUGUGUCUUGGAUCAUCACCAUCUGGAUAUUUGGAUCGCUAACUAUCUUCCUGCUGGCUCGAGUUCUCGGUGGUGAAGUUUCUUACGGCCAGGUUCUUGGAGUGAUCGGAUAUUCCCUUCUUCCUCUCAUCGUCAUCGCCCCUCUGCUCCUGGUGAUUGGAGGAUUUGAGGUGGUUUCUACACUAAUCAAACUGUUCGGAGUGUUCUGGGCUGCGUACAGUGCCGCUUCACUACUCGUCGGAGAUGAAUUCAAAACGAAGAAGCCCCUCCUCAUAUAUCCCAUAUUGCUUUUGUAUAUCUACUUCCUGUCCCUGUACACUGGUGUGUGACUGGAUGAGAUGGAACUGUGGACCUUUUCAUGGACGCUUGGGAGAAAACAGUUCUACAGCACCACCAGGAGGUUUUUAAAAAGCUGUUUAUUUCUUCUUGGGUUUUUUGUUUUUUAACUCUGCUCAGUUGUAGGCUGUGGGGAUGUGUGGAGUAAACAUGGGUGUACAUAGGUCUGUCCCUUCUGUCUCUGGUCAAUAAAAUGCAGAUGAUUAUGCAGCUUAAACCUUUUUAUGCACACAUUUAUCAGUGGUGCACUGUAGUUCCCAUAUUCCUGCAUUUGUUUGUAGUUCCUCAAGCCGAACCUAAUCGCAGGGUUGCAGAAUAUUGUCAUUUUUUAUUUUUAUUAUUAGAAGUUUUUUCCAAUCUAAAUCACAUUUAAUGUGGUGCCAAAUAUUUGUGUAUAGAGGAAGUUAAUGGCGGUGGAGGAUGAAUUGAAGAAAAACGAAUGCACCACAGUCAGAUUUGUCACUGUUACACACUCUACUGCUUCAUCACAAAUGUCCAUUUUUGCUUCCCAGUUUCCCUUUAAGUCUGGUUUUUAGCAGGAGGAGCAGACUACAACAUGUCUGCUAUAUGUGGUGCCUUGUUCUCCCUCCCUGAGUCCUGUUUCUCGGCUCCUUGAUACAGCCCCAUCAGCACUUCAUCAAUAAGAACUAAGCAGAGGAAACUGCUGGUUAAUUAUCUGGUAAAUCUGGACUGUAUACCGCAACAUUUGGUUCACUCAGAAGUCAAGUCAUUGUUGUGAACUGCAUUGUGGAGGAAAAACAUCCUGUAUCUGUUAGAUGUGCCAUGUGCUUUUAGUAUUCUCUGAACCAUGAACUCAGAAUGAGCUUGAACUGAUUACGCUGGACGUCCGCUAACAGUCCUGAUCUGCAGAAAACAGUAGCUGAGCUGAGUUUCUGUACUUUCACAGAUAUUUAGAUAAUUGAUGAAGUUUAAAAUUUUAAAUGUGUAAAUAAUCCCCAGUUC